AUGGCUCCUCCUCCGCCGUCCAACUUGCCUCUGCCUGAGAGGCUGAAGGCCCUGGCUCAGACUUUACAAUUUGGCUGGUUUGUUGGCCACCUGACUCUACUGCUUUCCGUCGCCCGGUACUUCCUGUCCUACUUCACCUUCAACUAUUCUUCCUCCGCCGCCCAGGUCUCCUACCGUCUCGCAUUCAUCUCCGCUGCCGCAACGUAUGGAAUUGUGGUUUACAAGGGACACAUCGCACGUGGUCGUUUGCAGGGCAGCCCUCCCAGCAUUGCCUUGAAGCUCAUUACCGAUGAAAAUGUCCAGUAUCUUGGUAUGGCCUUGUUGUGGCUGUACUCGCGCCAGGUCCCCUUGGCCCUCCUGCCAUUCAGCGUCUACUCCAUCUUCCACGUUGCGACCUACUCUCGUUCCUACCUGAUCCCCACCAUCCAGCCUCCCGCGCCCGCUGGCUCCAAUGGUCCCAAGCAGCCUCCUCUGGCGGAGACAAUCGGUCGAUUCAUCAAGCAAUACUACGAUGCUAGCAUGGGUCUCGUCGCUGGAUUGGAAAUGGCUCUCUUGAUCCGUCUGACUCUCGCGAUCCUCACCUUCUCCAAGGGUAACUUUGUCCUGUGGGCGAUCUACUUGUCCUUCUUCCGCGCACGUUACGCCCAGAGUGCCUUCGUCCAGCAGGCUGUUCGUCACAUCGUGGCGCGUGUGGACUCGUCGGUUUCUCACCAGACCACUCCUCCCGCUGUGCGUCAGGGAUGGGAGACAUUCAAGGGUGUUGUUCGCCAGGCUUACGAGGCCACUGAUCUCAACCGUGCCACUGCAGGUGCGAAGAAGCCUCAGUGA
This is a messenger RNA of Aspergillus chevalieri, 828 nucleotides long. RefSeq lists its product as uncharacterized. The record is from RefSeq and is a predicted model, not a curated record. The transcript has 4 exons. Bases 1 to 828 code for a protein of 275 amino acids. Gene Ontology annotation, cellular component: endoplasmic reticulum; membrane. Gene Ontology annotation, biological process: endoplasmic reticulum tubular network organization; membrane organization. NCBI's taxonomy places the organism in Eukaryota, Fungi, Ascomycota, Eurotiomycetes, Eurotiales, Aspergillaceae.